UGUGUUUAGUGUUUACUGUUUGGGCAUAGGACAAUAAAAUUAUUCUGUGUAAUGUGUAUUGGGUAUUUAGGCAUUGCCUGUAGACAGUAGACCACUCGACCGUUUUGACGACAUGUCAUCGAUCAGCUGCAUGUGUUGCACUGGUGCGCGGACUGAGACCAAAACGUCUCCCGAUCUUGUCUCACACUGACAUACGUCUGUAUUGCCGUGUAUAGUUUUGUAGAUGCGUGCAUAAUACUUUUUAUUGUUGUCUUGCCUACGUUAAAUGCGUCCGUCGAUCGUGAAUUGGUAACAUUCCGUAGUAUUCCGUUACGAUUAUUAUGUGAAAACAAUCUUACCAGUUACCUUCAUCAUUAAUGUCGUUGAAAUACAUCAAUUCUUGUUGCAUAUAAAAACUACAAUAACAACAGCAGUUAAUAUUGACGCCAACGAUAGCGCUUCACCGUCGACCGUCGUACAGACUCGACUCCACGGUAUAAAUACAAAAGUUGAUUACAAUAUAUAUUGUUUUCUUAACAAUCGAUAAAGAUGGGUCAAUUUGUAAGUUCAAAUCGCAAUGACAAAUGCAAUGAUGAGCUUGUUAAUACAUUAAUUAAGAGAGAAUAUAUACACUCAACUAUUGUGGAAAAAGUGUUCAGAUGUGUAGAUCGAGGAUUAUAUCAUACCGAUGAUAAUAAACUAAACGUCUAUAGAGACUCAGCUUGGCAAUCGGGAGAUAUUCAUUUGUCUGCCCCAAGUGUUUAUGCUACUGUUUUAGAAUGUUUGGAUCUCCACAAGGGUGAAAAGUUUUUAAACAUUGGUUCUGGAAUAGGGUAUUUCAGUACUAUAGCUGGUCUUCUAUUGGGUGUUAAUGGUGUUAAUCAUGGUAUUGAAGUUCGUGCUCCUUCUAUAAAUAUUGCAUAUCAGAAGUUGGAGGAAUUUAGACUUAAGUCUGCAGCAAUUGAUUAUUUUGAAUUUUGUGAACCAUUAUUCAUCGAAGGAAAUGCAUGUGAACUGUUGACAGUGGGUUAUUAUGAUAAAGUCUAUUGUGGAGCUGGAGUACCGCCGGCAGAAACUUCAUUUAUGAAGGCUCUUAUUAAAGUUGGUGGUGUAUUAGUUAUGCCAUUGGAAGGGUUCCUCGUGAAAGUAAUAAGAAAAAGUGAAUACUCAUGGAAAACAAUUGAAGUUUUGGAAGUAUCAUUUACAGAUCUUGUUGUGCCAGAUAAAUGUAGUGUUAUGAAAGUUACAAAGUUUCCUUCUGUUGAACCAGCGAGUUUACAAGAGCUAUGCAGAUCAAACAUUCGUUCAUUCUUCCGAGAUUCCUUGAAUAAAACUCAUCCUGGCUUGAAAAUACGCACUAAAUGUAAACCAAGUAAAAGUUAUGAUGAUAAAUUUUUUAAUUCUGAUCCGUUAAGUCAAUUUGUCCGCAUACAAUAUGGUGCAACUGAAGGGGGAAUGGUUAGUUUACGGAACAUUGUAGAUACGUUUGCUGGUUUGGAUGAGGCAAUAUCAGAUCUGGGUUCUACAUCAGAGAAUGAGGCUGUUGAUGAAGAUAACAAUGGCAACGACAGAGAUGAUGAUGAAGAAAAAAAUACAAGUGAACAACGUGAUAAAAGUUUACCUAAGAAAACUGAAUCAGAUGCUAAAAGAAAAUCAUCAGAAGCUGGAUGUUCUGAACAAAAUAAAACAUCACCCGGAAAACCAGAAAACACAAAAAGAAUGAGAAUGAACACAUCAUCUUCUACAGCCAAAAGUUUUUUAAAUAGCCAAUCUACCAAUAGCGGUAGUAGUUUAUGGGAUACUUUGUCUAGUGAUUCAUCCGAUUCUGAUGAUUCUGAUGAUGGUCGCAAUCUCAUUGAUCCUGAGUGGUUGGCAUCUAUGAGAAAUAAUGCUCCCAAUGGCUUGAGGCAUGAUGAUUUCGGUGGAAUCUAUAAUUCUUUGUUUAACGGUGAUAAUAUCCAUGACAGUGAUACUGAGAGUGACAUCGCUAGAGAAUUGGUAUUAUAUCGCUUUCUGAACGAACGCAAAGAAAAUGAGUUGAGUAAAUUUCUAAAGGGUAAAAUUGAUAAGUUACCAAUACCAGCUAUGCUCAAACAGUUUCUCAACUAUAACAAAGAAGAUUAAUU
Myzus persicae (green peach aphid) is the source of this 2105-nucleotide messenger RNA. Its product is annotated as protein-L-isoaspartate O-methyltransferase domain-containing protein 2-like. Gene Ontology annotation, molecular function: protein-L-isoaspartate (D-aspartate) O-methyltransferase activity. The record is from RefSeq and is a predicted model, not a curated record. The coding region runs from base 529 to 2103 and encodes 524 amino acids. Lineage: Eukaryota; Metazoa; Arthropoda; Insecta; Hemiptera; Aphididae. Gene Ontology annotation, biological process: protein modification process. The transcript is spliced from 6 exons. Gene Ontology annotation, cellular component: cytoplasm.